Molecule: messenger RNA, 768 nt
Organism: Perkinsus marinus ATCC 50983
Lineage: Eukaryota; Perkinsozoa; Perkinsida; Perkinsidae
Exons: 9
Coding region: 1-768 (255 amino acids)
Source: RefSeq, a predicted model, not a curated record
AUGACUUCAACAUCUCUACUCGGAAAUCUCGAAUCGAUCAUCUUCGUUUUGGAGCGCCUUUUACUGGACCAGCGCCUGGCUGUCGUAUCGAGGAAGCGCAGUGGGACUUUGCUGACCACCGUUUUGGAAAGCAUCAGAGCGAUGCUCUACCCCUUUGACUGGAACGACGUGUCCUCAAACGGCAACUACCACCGCUGUGUUCUGAUGCUUCUCGCGUGUUGGGACUGGACGCCCUUCGAGAACAUGGCCAACACUCUAGAAGCAGCUCUGGACGACUUCUGGUCCUCCUACUUCAGCCCGUACGAUACGCAGGCCAAUCCUGUCCCUGCUGGUCGGUGGUCUCAUGGGACUAUGUCUAGUACCAACAGCUCUGACUACCGGCCGAUUCGUAGUAGGACGAGGACGCCCCGUCAUCACAGCAAAUUCCAGUUUAAAUUGAGAGUACAAGCGGCGUGCCUCGAGGCGAUGACCAGGCAGUUUGCCAACUAUAAACAGUACGUCACUAAGAGAGAUGGGGAAGACCGAACUUUCGAUGUACAGGGCUUCCUCGGGCACAGUCCGGAGAUUCCAGGCGACAUGGACGAACAGUCUCACGGGAAGCUCUUCGUGGAGCCAUUUUUGGACCUCUUCUUAGAUCAACAUCGUACGCAUACGUUCGACUUGUUCCUGCUCAACGUUGUGGAUACUCCCAAGGCAUGGGUGUUCGAUAAGGGCUGCCAGGUCUGGGCGACUACUGAUGGGGAUAUCGCCGCAGGAUCGUCCGAGUAG